GCUAAUUUUUAUUGACUGCAACUUGCGAUUGUGUGCGUGUGUGUGUUUGUGUGUGCGUAGGUACUGUGUGUGUGCGCUCAUGCGCAACUGCUUGCAGCAAAAGGCGCUUAAAUUUAGUCACGUUUGCCUUUUGAAUCAUUGAGAACUCUCUCGAGUGCUACAAUUAUUGCCAGCUGAACGCGCCUAGCUGCAAUUUGACAAGUCUUAGCCAUGGCUGUUAAGUGCGUCCCAUUGGCGCUGUCACUCCUCCUGCUGGUCCUGGGCCUAGCUGAUGCCUUCGAUCACACACUGAAACUGGACUUUCCGGGUCCCUAUUGCGCACGACAGAACACAUGCUGCAAGGAUCGGCGCGACGGCUGCUCGAUGCCCAUAUCCACCACACUGUGCUACUGUGAUGAGUUCUGUGAUCGCGAUGACUCCGGCGAUUGCUGUCCGGACUAUCGCUCCUUCUGCUUCAAUGAACCGGAUCCGGUGCUCAGCUGCCUGCACAACGGCGUCUACUUCCACAAGUACAACAACACGUGGGACAACUGCAAUGAGUGCCGUUGCCUAGACGGCGGUCGGGUGCAGUGCGACACGGAUCUGUGUCUGACGGACGACGAGCUCAUCAACAGCGUCAACUCGAUCCAUCAGCUGGGCUGGUCGGCACGCAAGUACGACGAAUGGUGGAGCCACAAGUACAGCGAGGGUCUGCGCCUGCGCCUGGGCACCAAGGAGCCCACCUAUCGUGUCAAGGCGAUGACACGCCUCUCCAAUCCGUCCUCGGGCCUGCCACGUAAAUUCAAUGCCGUCGAGAGGUGGUCCAGCUACAUUUCAGAGGUGCCCGAUCAGGGCUGGUGCGGCUCCUCCUGGGUGCUGUCCACCACUUCGGUGGCCUCCGAUCGCUUUGCCAUUCAAAGCCAGGGCAAGGAGGUGGUCCAGCUGUCGCCCCAAAACAUACUCUCCUGCACACGCCGGCAGCAGGGCUGCGAGGGCGGCCACCUCGAUGCCGCCUGGCGCUAUCUGCAUAAGAAGGGCGUUGUCGACGAGACCUGCUAUCCAUACACACAGCGCAGGGACAGCUGCAAGAUACGCCACAACAGCCGCUCGCUGAAGGCCAACGGCUGCCGGCCCGCGUAUGGCGUCAAUCGGGACAGCUUCUACACAGUGGGUCCAGCAUACAGUCUGAAGGGCGAGACAGACAUCAUGGCAGAGAUCUACCAUUCGGGACCCGUGCAGGCCACCAUGCGCGUCUACAGAGACUUCUUCUCCUAUUCGGGCGGCGUCUACCGUCAGACGGCCGCCAAUCGCGGUGCACCGACCGGCUUCCACUCGGUGAAAAUUGUUGGCUGGGGCGAGGAGCACGAUGGCGUCAAGUACUGGAUCGCGGCCAACUCGUGGGGUCCUUGGUGGGGCGAGCAUGGCUACUUCCGCAUAUUGCGCGGCUCCAAUGAGUGCGGCAUCGAGGAGUACGUGCUGGCCUCGUGGCCCAACGUCUACAACUACUACAACGCGAAGGCGGCGGUGUAAAUGGAGCCGAGCCAAGUCGAACUGAAAAGUUCU
Messenger RNA from Drosophila arizonae, 1542 nucleotides. It is a transcript of the gene Swim, whose product is annotated as Secreted Wg-interacting molecule. Gene Ontology annotation, biological process: proteolysis. Lineage: Eukaryota; Metazoa; Arthropoda; Insecta; Diptera; Drosophilidae. Gene Ontology annotation, molecular function: cysteine-type peptidase activity. The record is from RefSeq and is a predicted model, not a curated record.